Messenger RNA from Kalmanozyma brasiliensis GHG001, 855 nucleotides. RefSeq lists its product as uncharacterized. The coding region runs from base 1 to 855 and encodes 284 amino acids. The transcript has a single exon. Lineage: Eukaryota; Fungi; Basidiomycota; Ustilaginomycetes; Ustilaginales. The record is from RefSeq and is a predicted model, not a curated record.
AUGGCCAGUCGUAUAGCAGCUCCACUUGCGGGCGCAGCGAAAGCCCAUCUAACAGCACUCGAAGCCCGCUGGUCUGGCUCUUUGCACCUGCAGAUGCUCGCUGCUCCCCUCCGAAAAUGCAUCGUCACCUCACGCAUCCUGCCAACAUCGCUCAUGCUGCAACUCAAACCCGUCACCCUCCCCAACAGCACCACCGCUAUCCCAUCGAAGUCAAAACGAGCCGGCUCCGAACGCAUCGUCAUGCUCCCUGAUCAAAUCCUGCACCCCAAAUUCGCGCGCAAGAAACCGGACAAGGGACUGUGGGUGACGCUCGACCCGCGCGUCUAUGCGCAGCUGCACAAGAAGGCCAGCUACAAGAUUGUCAGCUCGGAAGCGACGUUGCUUGCGGGAAUGGAGGAGCUGGUGGAGCGGCAAUUGGCGGAAAGGGUGGUGCAGGAGGCUGAGCUGUUAGAGAGGAGGUUUAGGGGAAGGAGACGAUUGGAUUUGUUCGAUGCCUCGGGAGAAGGGGAGGACUGGGCGUUCUCGAUACAAAUCGCGGCGAAGGGCGAGAAGGGAAGAGAUGACGAUGCAGGAGUAUUGGGCACGAAGCCGAGCUUCAAGCCGACGUUCAAGGAUGUGGCCCAGGCGGACCGCUUCCGGUCGGCCAUGCGUGGUCUCACACCAGGGGAAACAAGUGCCGAGAGCAAACCAGACGGCAAUGCAACAGUGGAAUAUGCGGAGAAAGUAUACCGAGCAAGGCGGUCGCAUCUCACUGCGCCACUGGGGAUUGCAUUGUACCGGCUCAAGAUGUGGACCUCAAGCCCGGCACCAGCGUCACACUCGAUAGUGUCACGGAGAAUCAGAAGCAAUUCAUGA